Fonsecaea erecta is the source of this 1584-nucleotide messenger RNA. RefSeq lists its product as hypothetical. Gene Ontology annotation, molecular function: transmembrane transporter activity. The coding region runs from base 1 to 1584 and encodes 527 amino acids. Lineage: Eukaryota; Fungi; Ascomycota; Eurotiomycetes; Chaetothyriales; Herpotrichiellaceae. The record is from RefSeq and is a predicted model, not a curated record. Gene Ontology annotation, biological process: transmembrane transport. The transcript has 7 exons.
AUGGGUAUGGACAAAGAGACCAAUGUUGGGACUGCGAGCCCAGUCUCAGAGGAGGUAGCCGAAGUGGGCUCCAUUCGAGAGCUGAAGUCGUUGCAUACGGAUGGUCUCGACCCGAUUUUUGAGCAUCAAGCUCGACUCGUGAACCAUGCUGUCCAAAAAAUUGGCAUGGGCAAGUAUCAAUGGGCCCUGUUCUUCCUCUGUGGGUAUGGUUGGUUGUGUGAUCAGCUCUGGCAAACGACCGUCUCAGAUGCGCUCGCUCAAGUAGCCGUCGAAUUCACCCCGAAGCAUUCAGCGUUCUUGUCUCUUGCCUUGAUCGCUGGAUUGGUUGUUGGAGCAACUUUCUGGGGGUUUGGAUGUGAUCUGAUUGGGAGACGGCUGGCGUUCAAUUUAACCCUGCUGAUUGCCGGAGUUUUCGGCACCGCUGCAGGAGCCGCCAACAGCUUUGUGUCGUGUGCCGUUCUUGUCUCCUUCUGCGGCUUUGGCGUUGGAGGAAAUUUGCCCGUCGACUCUGCCGUCUUCCUGGAAUUCCUUCCCGGCACUCACCAGUACCUGCUCGAAAUAUUGGCCGUUUGGUGGUCCGUCGGGCAAUUUAUCCCAGCAGGAGUGGCAUGGGGAUUUCUUCCCAACUUUUCGUGCAGCGCCGACACCCCAGUUGGGCAAUGCCACAAGAAGGACAACAUGGGAUGGAGAUACUUGAUGUACACCAUGGGUGGCAUCACCCUCGCUGCUUUCUUUGCCCGCUUCGUCUUCUUCCGACUUCGCGAGAGCCCACGUUAUCUGAUUGGUCAGGGACGAUACCAGGAAGCCAUCGACGUUCUCAACGAUGUUGCCAACUACAACGGCACCACGCAGCCUCUGACUGUUGAGGAUCUGCUGCAAGUCGAGAGAGACUAUGCCAGCUCUGGGCAUCCUGCGGCCACCAAGAGGCCAACGUCCUGGGAACGCACCCUGGCGCAAUUCCGACCCGGCGGCUUCAAGCACCUUCGAGCCUUGUUCGCGACUAAGAAGCUGGCCUACAGCACAGCACUCAUCAUCUUCGUAUGGGGCUGCAUAGGACUUGCGAGUCCCCUCUACUCGAACUUCCUGCCUGAAUAUUUGGCGUUGCAUGGAGCACAGAGUGGCUCCAGUAGCAUCAACAUCACAUACCGCAACAACUUCAUCAUCAUCGCAUGCUCAAUUCCUGGCACUCUGAUGGCAGGGUGGUUCAUUGGACUGCCAUAUAUUGGCAGAAGAGGCACGCUCGGGAUUUCCCUGAUCUUGACAUCGGUCUUCUUGUUCGCCUUUACCGCGGCGAGGACCCAAGCAUCAAUCCUUGCUUUCAACUCUAUAACCAGCUUCGUGUCGUACAUUAUGUGGGGUGCGUUGUACUGCUACACACCGGAAGUCAUCCCCAGCGUGCACCGAGGAACAGGUUGCGGCCUGGCGGCGGCAUUCAAUCGAAUCUGUGGUCUCAUGGCACCCAUCAUCGCAACCUAUGUCGGCUAUACAAACACUCCCAUCUUCGUCUCGGCGAGUUUGUACAUCGUUGCUGGGCUGGUGAGCUUCCUCUUCCCGUAUGAGACAGCCGGAAAGGCCAGUCUAUAG